AUGAGACGCUCGCUAGUUCACAUCUUCAAUGUCGUAUCCCAGUUGUGCAAAGUGUGCGGGGAACCGGCGGCGGGCUAUCAUUUCGGCGCUUUCACCUGCGAAGGAUGCAAGUCAUUCUUCGGUCGGACCUACAACAACCUCUCGGCACUAGGCGAAUGCAAAAACAAUGGUCAGUGCAUCAUCAAUAAGAAAAAUCGGACGUCCUGUAAAAGUUGUCGACUGAAGAAAUGUCUUCUGGUCGGAAUGUCGAAGAGUGGCUCCCGCUACGGACGAAGAUCGAACUGGUUCAAGAUCCAUUGUCUGAUCCAGGACCAGGCCGAAAUGAGCUCCAGGCUCGGCGAGCAGCAAGCUCUAUACGAACAACAAGUGGACGCUCUCACUCGUCGACAAUCGCCAUCGUCACCGAACUUCGAGCGUCCCAGUCUCUCACCGGUGACUUAUCCUCCACCGAGCUCCUCGGCUGGAACAACGACAUCGAACGCCGCUCGGAGUCCAACCCCUUCGGAAGCGUCUCCAGUCUCAAAAAAAUUGCAACAGACUCCAGAGAACCUUCUUUUUCAUCCCAGCUCGCCAGUAUCGCCCGUGUCCGCCAUGACUCCUUCGAAAUUCCUCUUCCAAUCGGCCGCGCUUCUCGGUGGAAAGCACAAAAUCUCGGAUUUUCCCUACUCCCUGGCCUCCCGUUAUCAAGCAGCCGCCGCAGCGGCUGCCGCGGCUGCUGCCGCCAACGGUCUCCUGCAUCUGCCCUCGGUAUUCCCUCAAGCGGCCGGCGGUCUGAAACAGCCGAGACCGUCGGACAUUUAUCCUUUAUUCGGCGUGCCCUCGCAGCCUUUGAUGAUGAAUAGCUCUGAUGAAGAGUUCGCAGGAGAUGUCCCGGAACAGGACACCCCGAUCGACCUGAGUCUGAAGAAAGACAACACCUCGAUGGACAACGCAUCCAGCUGCGAGAGCGACAUCGAUGUCGACGACGAGCGUAAAUCGAAUAGCGGAGUUCUGACUCCGACUUCUGAAGAAGCAUCAGAUUGCGCUACGAUGACGCAGGAAACGAUCGUACCGUCCACUCCGCUUGAUCUGACUGGGCCUAUCAAGAGUAAUUAG
Molecule: messenger RNA, 1095 nt
Organism: Galendromus occidentalis (western predatory mite)
Lineage: Eukaryota; Metazoa; Arthropoda; Arachnida; Mesostigmata; Phytoseiidae
Product: protein embryonic gonad-like
Exons: 5
Coding region: 1-1095 (364 amino acids)
Biological process (GO): regulation of DNA-templated transcription
Molecular function (GO): zinc ion binding; sequence-specific DNA binding; DNA-binding transcription factor activity
Source: RefSeq, a predicted model, not a curated record